AUGGCAGAUGCACUGCGUUACGACGAAGAUGUGGAGUAUAUGGAAGAUUCACAUUCCAAGGGAAUUAGAAUGAUGCACAUGUCAAGGAAUUCGAACCUGCAAAAUGGGAAUGAUCACUCUCACCACAUGAAUGUAAAUCGCCAUGUCGCCCUCAAUGUGAAUUCAGAAAAUAAAAUCGAUCAGGGUCAUGUUAAGUCUUCCCAUUGCAGCCAAAAUCACCAAGGGAAGCCUAAAACAGAGAGCGCACCUUUGGGUUCGGGUGGUCUUGAUCUUGGAAGAAACAGUGCUCGAAAGUUGCAGUUCUGCAUGUAUAAAUUGAUGGAAAUGUUGGGAAUACUAACGCAAAAAGCUGAUUAA
Molecule: messenger RNA, 357 nt
Organism: Dovyalis caffra
Lineage: Eukaryota; Viridiplantae; Streptophyta; Magnoliopsida; Malpighiales; Salicaceae
Source: the annotation of a GenBank genome assembly